Durio zibethinus is the source of this 744-nucleotide messenger RNA. RefSeq names its product transcription factor-like protein. Gene Ontology annotation, biological process: DNA-templated transcription. Gene Ontology annotation, molecular function: sequence-specific DNA binding. Lineage: Eukaryota; Viridiplantae; Streptophyta; Magnoliopsida; Malvales; Malvaceae. The record is from RefSeq and is a predicted model, not a curated record.
UUCCAUCGACCAAAAAUGGCCAGCUUCGCCACCUUCUACACCACCUGGAACGACCAACUCCACCACCUUCUGCGGCAGCUAUGCUCAGCCCCUAAACCACCCACCACCCAAGACCACCUUCACCACUUGAGCCAUCUUGUCGACAAAGUUCUCUCCCACUACUCUGAGUACUACAGAGUCAAAGCUGCUGUUGUCGAACGUGAUGUCUUGGAAGUUUUCGCUGCUCCUUGGGCUUCUUCCUUAGAGAAAAGCCUCCAUUGGAUUGCUGGGUGGAGACCAACCACGGUUUUCCAUUUGGUUUAUACUGAGUCUAGUAUUUUGUUUGAAUCCCACAUCGUUGAUAUUCUUCGUGGGAUGCGAACUGGUGAUCUUGGCGACCUCUCCCCCAGCCAGUUCAGGAGAGUGAGUGAGUUACAAUGCGAGACGGUGAAGGAAGAAAAUGCUAUAACUGAUGAAUUAUCUGAGUGGCAGCAUAGCAUAGGAGAUCUUAUGGGCACAUUCACUGAGGUUGAUCAAAUGAUCGGACGGUUGGCAAGCGUUGUUCAGAAGGCAGAUGAUCUACGAUUGAGAACCCUCAAGAAAGUGGUUAACUUAUUGACCCCACAACAAGCUGUAGAGUUCUUGAUUGCUGCCGCCGAGUUGCAGUUUGGCAUUAGAGAGUGGGGGAUGAAUCAGGACGGUCAACGUACUUUUUGAUGUAUUGGUUGAUUAAGAUCGAAUGGUGAUUAGAGUGUGAUAAGAGGA